Messenger RNA from Ipomoea nil (Japanese morning glory), 1536 nucleotides. RefSeq names its product S-type anion channel SLAH4-like. Gene Ontology annotation, molecular function: voltage-gated monoatomic anion channel activity. The record is from RefSeq and is a predicted model, not a curated record. NCBI's taxonomy places the organism in Eukaryota, Viridiplantae, Streptophyta, Magnoliopsida, Solanales, Convolvulaceae. Gene Ontology annotation, cellular component: membrane. The coding region runs from base 138 to 1325 and encodes 395 amino acids. Gene Ontology annotation, biological process: transmembrane transport; intracellular monoatomic ion homeostasis. The transcript has 3 exons.
AGACACAUAUGGCGAGGGGUGGGCCAGGCCAGUACAUCCUCUUUCCUGCAUAAGCCUAUAUAUAUGUUCCCAAUCCAUAUGCAAUGAAACAACCAAACCCAAAUUAAACCCUAAAGAUCACGUACAUACAGUACUAAAUGCUGCCUGCAAUGGCAAACGUUAACCAAGAAUCUCAACCCCAGGCUGAGGUUGUCGUGAAUGUCACAAGUACUAUUGAGUUUACUGGCUCCUCCCCACAAAAUAAAACCGGAGUUCUUAUCAAAGCCAAGGCCCUAAUUUUGCCAAUCUUGAUGAAUUUGCAUGCUGGGUAUUUUCGGAUAAGCCUCUCUCUGUGCAGCCAGGCGUUACUAUGGAAAACGCUAAGCGAGCCGCCGUCAGACGGCGGCGCCGGCGACAUUCACUCUUUAAGAAAAAUGCUGCACAGGUUGCCUUCCACCGCUUUCUUUCUCCUAUGGUGUUUUGCGCUCUUCACGCUGGUCUCGCUGUCUUUGAUCUACGUCGUCCGAUGUUUCCUCCGGUUCGACAUGGUUAAGAAUGAGUUCUUGCACCACGUCGGCGUCAACUACCUGUUCGCGCCGUGGAUUUCGUGGCUCCUCUUGCUGCAAGCCACGCCGUUCUUCAAACCCAAAACGACGACGGCGUAUUACCUGGUUCUUUGGUGGGUGUUCGUGGUCCCCAUCGUGGCUCUCGAUGUCAAGAUUUACGGCCAGUGGUUCACCAAAGGGAAGCGGUACCUCUCCGGGAUCGCCAACCCGACGAGCCAGAUGUCGGUGAUCGGAAACUUGGUCUGCGCUAGGGCCGCCGCUCAGAUGGGGUGGAAAGAGAGCGCCAUUUGCAUGUUUUCACUGGGCAUGGCGCAUUAUUUCGUCCUCUUCGUCACCCUGUAUCAGCGGUUGCCUGGAAGUGGCUCGAUUCCGGCGAUCCUACGGCCGGUUUUCUUUCUCUUCUUUGCUGCUCCGAGCAUGGCAAGCUUGGCAUGGGACUCCAUCUCUGGAAACUUCGACAACUCGUCAAAGAUGCUAUUUUAUCUCUCCCUGUUUCUCUUCAUUUCCUUGGUGUGUCGGCCGGCGUUAUUCAAGAAAUCAAUGAAGAAAUUCAACGUGGCAUGGUGGGCGUAUUCUUUUCCUUUGACGGCGAUGGCGAUGGCGUCGACGGAGUACGCACAGGCAGUGAAGAGCACAGAAGCCCACAUCCUAAUGCUCAUUCUAUCUGGGCUCUCUGUACUGGUUUUGCUUCUUCUUUUGCUCUGCACUGCACUCAAUACCACUUUGCUUCUUCCCGCCGCCGACGACCACGACGGCGACCAUAGCAGUAUUGUUUCUUAAUUAUUCUGGUACGGUGUAUAAUUAGAUGAAGAAAGAUGAAGAAGGUCCCUUGAGCCAAUGAAACUCAGUCCAAAUUAUUGGGAAGAAUGAAGUUGAGGCUCUGAUCUUCGACUCAUAAUAUGCAUAUCCCAAGUUCGAUUCAAUCGUUGAAUUAAUGAUCCAUAUGUAUUGCAUAAUGCGUAUACAUGGUAUCACUUCAACGUUUCAAAUU